AUUUUCUGUUCUAAUUAUUUUGGGGAUCUCUCUUUUGGUUCCUCCUUCGAUCAACCCGUUUCAGGAUUUGCUUGUGUACAUGAAGAAUAGACGAAUAAGACAUGAGGGUGUUCUUCAUACUGCACUGAGCUGUGAUGACAUCCUCUGCAAUAUCCUUCUCCGUUUACCACCCGAAUCAAUUCCCAAGCUCAUUAUUGUAUCAAAGAGGUGGCUUCACUUGAUAUGCAGCUCAUCUUUUCGUCAUAGUUAUUUGAGUCGAUGGAGAGUGGGCUUUAACCUGUUAGGAUUUUUUGUGUGCAAUUACUUAUACCUUGGAAGACCUCAAGGCGGUGCUCAUCGACCCCGUUCCGAACCCGCUCUUCCGUUGCUGUCUACUAGUAGAGAGUGUGAUGAUUUGAAGUUCUCUGGGAUCCUUAAAAAGCUUGGUUACUUUAUUGACUCAUCUGAUGGUCUUCUUCUUGUGGUCGUCCCGAAGACUUAUUUUGUAUGGAAUCCCAUUACAAAGGAACAAAUUAAACUACCUCGUCCUCGAGUGUACUUUGAGGAGUUGUGCAUGGCAUUCAUCGUUGAAGAUUCACCUGAUGAUGAUAUCUCCUACAGGAUUGUUCGUGCGAAAUGUGAAAGCAGAUUCGAGGAGAUCAAUGUUGUCACAAUAGAAACUUUCUCAUCAAAGACCAGUACAUGGUGUUAUUCCAAGCUUAGAUGUUCUUCUACUAUAUCUCUAUCACCUUGGAUUUCGGGUACCGUGAUUGGAGGUGUCAUCCACUGGUAUGCAGCCCAGGGGAAUGUAGCUAUUUAUGACCCGGAUCAUCAUGACAAGCAUAUUGCUUUAGUUAAACUCCCAGGGCCAUUUGAUUUCGACGCGCAAGUUGUCGGGGAGUCUUUGGAUGGAUGUCUACAAUAUGGUUGGAGCUGUAAAGCAGGCCUACAGAUAUGGGUUCUUGAAAAAGGAUUGGAUGGUUAUUCAUCCUUAUUCUCAACAGACAAACAGUCUAACCUUUCUUGGAGCAUGAGAUAUAAGUUGAAUUUCAAACUAAUGUGGAAAAAGAAUCCAAGUAUUGCGACAAAAUGCAUUGCACGGUCAAAAGAAACUGAAAUAAUGGCAUUUUCACCGCAAAAUUCCGAAACAGUCUUCAUUAGAACCGGAUCAAACAUAUUUCUCUAUCACUUCAAGAGUAACAGGAUGGAAGUGAUUCAGUACCAAGGUCGUGGAUCUUCGAUCUUAUCGGAUUUUUCCAAAGUAGUACCCUACUACAAACGAGCUUGGCCACAGUCCGUCUCGUGUGGCAACGGAAAUGGCACAACAUGAACGCUUGCUGCGUGCUAUAUCUGCGGAAGACUGUAACUAUCAGUUAGGUGAUACUUUGAAGGUACCUAUUUUUGUCUUAGGGAUUUGAAUGUGAUGUGUUGUUGGAUUUAUUCAGUCCAGUCUUCUUUUUUCCUG
This is a messenger RNA of Hibiscus syriacus, 1444 nucleotides long. Its product is annotated as F-box protein At5g03970-like. Gene Ontology annotation, molecular function: protein binding. The transcript has 2 exons. The record is from RefSeq and is a predicted model, not a curated record. The coding region runs from base 80 to 1309 and encodes 409 amino acids. Lineage: Eukaryota; Viridiplantae; Streptophyta; Magnoliopsida; Malvales; Malvaceae.